AUGACAGUCACGCAAGUUUCCAAAUCGAGCGUUAAGCGAGUGUAUCUACGCGGUGCAAGCGGAAACCACGCGAGCACAAUUGAGAAAUGGGAAACAGAAAAGGAGAAUGGGAGAAUGAGGGAAAUGGGAGAACAGGGAAAAUGGGGAAAUUUGGAGAAUAAGAGAACAGAGAACAGGAAAACAGGAGAAAGGGACAAUAGAAGAAUGGGAAAAACAGGAGAACAGGAGAAUGGGGAAAUGGGAGAAGGGGAAAGGGGACAAGAGGACGGGAGGACAACAGGGAGAGAACAGGAUGAAGCCAAAGGCCAGGAAGCCAACAAAGAGCGCGAAGCGCUCUUUUUGCUUCCUGUGCCGAAGGCACAAUGA
This is a messenger RNA of Suillus bovinus, 366 nucleotides long. RefSeq lists its product as uncharacterized. The record is from RefSeq and is a predicted model, not a curated record. The coding region runs from base 1 to 366 and encodes 121 amino acids. The transcript has 5 exons. NCBI's taxonomy places the organism in Eukaryota, Fungi, Basidiomycota, Agaricomycetes, Boletales, Suillaceae.